UCCGCGCAGCAGGACGUGAGCGCGCGACGCGGCGCCGCCUCCGCGCUCGUGGCCGGCACCCGCGGGGCCGCGUAGUCCCCGCUCCCCGGCGCCGCUAGGCUCCCGGGAGGGCGGCAGGUGCAGCGGGGCCGGGUGGCCGGCCAGGGGGGCACCGCAGCGGCGGGUGGAUGAGAGUUGGCCCCGAUCUCCCCGCAGGGGAACCCUCCCGUCAUGUCCAGGUGAGGCCGAGGAGUGCCGUGCUGAACAUGCUCAGGAGGCUGGAUAGGAUCAGGUUCAGAGGCCACAAGAGAGAGGACUUCCUUGACCUAGCCGAGUCCCCAAAUGCCUCGGACACCGAGUGUGGAGACGAGAUCCCUCUGAAGACACCACGGCCCUCACCCCGGGACAGUGAGGAGCUCAGGGACCCUGCUGGCCCAGGGACCCUCAUCAUGGCAGCAGGUGUCCAGGACUUUAGCAGGACAGAGUUCGAUCGGCUGAACGAGAUCAAGGGUCAUCUGGAAAUUGCCUUACUGGAAAAGCACUUUCUUCAGGAAGAGCUCCGGAAGCUUCGAGAAGAGACCAACUCAGAGAUGCUGCGGCAGGAGCUCGAUCGGGAGCGACAGCGCCGGAUGGAGCUGGAACAGAAAAUACAGGAGGUGCUGAAGGCCAGGUCAGAGGAGCAGCCGGCACAGCCUCAGCAGCCGCCGAAGGGACAGAGCCAGGCCAGCAAUGGCACAGGCACAGACCGCCGCAGUCAGGGACUGUCGUCCCGUAUACAGAAGUGGUUCUAUGAGAGGUUUGGGGAGUAUGUGGAGGAUUUCCGCUUCCAGCCAGAGGAGAACACAGUGGAGACGGAGGAGCCCCUCAGUGCCCGCAGGUUAACUGAAAACAUGAGAAGAUUGAAGCGUGGUGCCAAGCCGGUCACUAACUUUGUGAAGAACCUGUCUGCCUUAUCUGAUUGGUACUCCAUCUACACCUCUGCCAUCGCCUUCACCGUGUACAUGAAUGCUGUGUGGCAUGGCUGGGCCAUCCCCAUGUUCCUGUUCCUAGCAAUUUUGAGGUUGUCCCUCAAUUACCUCAUCGCCAGGGGCUGGCGGAUACAAUGGAGCAUCGUGCCAGAAGUGUCUGAAGCUGUGGAACCUGCCAAGGAAGAUCUGACCGUGUCUGAGAAGUUCCAGCUGGUACUGGACGUCGCCCAGAAAGCACAGAAUCUCUUUGGCAAGAUGGCAGACAUUCUGGAAAAGAUCAAGAACUUGUUCAUGUGGGUGCAACCCGAGAUCACGCAGAAACUGUAUGUUGCUCUGUGGGCCGCCUUCCUGGCUUCUUGCUUCUUCCCCUACCGCCUGGUGGGGCUCGCUGUUGGCCUCUAUGCUGGCAUCAAGUUUUUUCUAAUUGACUUCAUCUUCAAACGCUGCCCGAGACUUCGAGCCAAGUACGAUACGCCCUACAUCAUCUGGAAGAACCUCCCCACCGACCCCCAGCUCAAGGAGCGUGCCGGUGCCACCGUGUCCCGCAGGCUACAGACAACCUCAUCACGGAGCUACGUCUCCAGUGCUCCAGCUGGUCUGAGUAAGGAUGAAGAUGCUGGCCGCUUUCACAGCACCAAGAAGGGCAAUUUCCACGAAAUCUUUAACUUGACUGAAAACGAGCGCCCGCUAGCAGUGUGUGAGAAUGGUUGGCGUUGCUGCCUCAUAAACCGAGACCGGAAGAUGCCCACGGACUACAUCAGGAACGGGGUUCUGUAUGUGACAGAGAAUUAUCUGUGCUUCGAGAGCUCCAAGUCUGGGUCCUCCAAGAGAAACAAGGUGAUCAAGCUGAUGGACAUCACAGACAUCCAGAAGUAUAAAGUCUUGUCCGUCCUACCUGGCUCAGGCAUGGGAAUUGCUGUAUCAACACCAUCAACCCAGAAACCCCUGGUGUUUGGUGCCAUGGUGCACAGAGACGAAGCCUUUGAGACCAUUUUCGGCCAGUACAUGAAAAUCACGUCUGCAGCAGCCUCUGGUGGUGACAGCUAGUAUUGACUCUGAGGUGUUGCUGGAACCCUGGCUAAUCACUGGGUAGAGGAUCGGACGGGAUGUCCUCGUGAUCUUUGGCAAUAAUUCUCCUGGACUGUGGCUGGUUAUGGUGGUCUGGGUCCUGCAGACCCAAAGGGCUGGGACUCACCUGGAUGGUGCCGGGCCGGCCCGUGCUGAGCGCGUGAAGCACCUUCGUGGACACCUGUGGACACAGGUGGGCAGAGGAUCCUCUUAACCUGUUUGAAGGAUGGCACACAAGACACUCGUCCUCAGGCCCUGCUAAGCACAGCUCCUCACUCUCUGUCCUGGCCUGGGUACAGACCCAGCACCUGCCAUCCUGAGAGACUCCAUGAUCCCAUGACCCCUGUUCUCCAGAGGCUAGAGGCUUUUUUCCAUCAAAGCCAUAGCUGGGAGUGGUUAUGACCCCUUCUUGCCAGAAUGGUAAGACAGAGAGGAGUGGUGGGGAGGCCCCUCUCCAGUGAAGAAAUGGCCAGUCAUCUCUCGUGGCCCUCAGACCCUCCUUCCAUGUUGGACCUACUGUGGGCACUGCAAGACUGUAGGUAGGGCCUCUCUGGGCUUGGUGUUUGGGGUACCUCCUCCUCCAUUUUUGGUGUCUGGGCCUGGGCUGUCACUCAUCUGACCCAUCUUGGCUUGACACUCCAGCCAAGAGACCAGACCAGUAGUUGAUGGCCAGCGAGGUUCCAGAGUGGCGUGUUGGCAAAAGCACACCUUUUUAACACCUUGCUCUUCAGUAAGGUUUUGAGGGCGUUCUCCACUCCAGCUGCUGUUCAGUGAGCAUCAGUGGGAGUCUGGCUGGCGUUUGGCCUCCAGGCUGCAGCUGCUCUGAGUAAUGGGGUGGGUGGUUCAGGGAGCUGGGCUGAGGGGCUACCAGGGAGAGGGGAGGGCCCUGUGCCACAGGAGACAGCUGUGGGAAGAACCUAGGGGUCAGGGGCCGAGUUGCCCUGUACCUCUAACAUCUGACAGUAUUCCUUCCUUCCUACACGCUCUGCAAGGCCAGGCAGACCCCACCCUACCCACGCUUCCUGCCCCAACAAAGGUGGAGACUGCAGGGGUGGGUGAUCUUGCAGGCCUGGGCCUCUGAAGGGUGCAAUCACCACCCCACCUUUGCAUUUUCUGGGUGGAUCACUCUGGUUCCUUCAGCUUGUCCUGAGUCCUUCAGGUGUCACUGAGAUUGUUUUUUUGAAGAAACAGAAGAUUAUAUUUUUUACAGAGAGCAAGCUGUUUUUCUUAUUUUUGUAUCAUUUUUCAAAUGUAAUUUUUACCUUUGCGCCAAUCCUCAUUUGCUGGUGUGGGUGUGAGGCCUGGUGGCUUGGGCUCAUGACACCCCAUUUCCAGGGGCUUCAGGCCACACACUGGGGUUGGGAAAGGCUUGCCAGGCAGCCAGAUCAAGCACACAUACCACCCCAAUGCGCAACAAAGGCCACAUAGCUCCAGGUACAUGGAUGGAAUAGUCUAAACAUGGAGGCAGGACCCUCCUCCACCCAGAGCUGUGGCUUGGGGCCCUGUAAUAUUCUCAUGCUCUGAAGAGCAUGGAGUGCGAUAAGUGGGGGACCUGGUGGCAUCCCAACAUGCCAGAGGGGAGGAAGCGUGGCCUAUGACUUGUCACUGGAGGUGGCUGUAAGCUGAUACACACACAUGGAUGAAGCACACAUGGCGGUUAACGCUUUCUGGACCCUGGCAGUGCCCAGGUUGGUGAAUACUGUCACUGGGGUGCCACAUAGAGGCCUUGAAUAGGCUUUUAGGGUGGACCAAGCGGUUUAGUUUGAGUCUCUUUCUCUUGGAAAGAGAGAUGAAGACUGGCCCAUGGUGGACAGGGCUGGGCCAGGGGCCUGUGCAGGCCCUAGGCUGUUAGACACACUGGGGUUUAUACUGGAUUGUGUGGUCUGAGCAGGUAUUUAAUUUCUGACUAAUCACUGACCUAGAAUGUUCAAUUUUGUAUGUCUGAAGCUUGAGUCUGUUUUGGAUCUGUACAUAAUUGUUAUUGGUGUAACUUUUGUUCUACGAAAGGAUCAUAUUCUAUAAAGAACUGGCAGGAAAAAAAAUCCUCUCACUUUUUUUUAAAGAAAAAUCUUGUUUAGAUACAAAGUCUUGUAUAAAUUAUAAUUUUUAUUUAAUAAACCCAAAAUGCUCUAA
Alexandromys fortis (reed vole) is the source of this 4148-nucleotide messenger RNA. RefSeq names its product GRAM domain containing 4 (gene Gramd4). The record is from RefSeq and is a predicted model, not a curated record. Gene Ontology annotation, cellular component: mitochondrion. NCBI's taxonomy places the organism in Eukaryota, Metazoa, Chordata, Mammalia, Rodentia, Cricetidae. The transcript is spliced from 19 exons. Gene Ontology annotation, biological process: apoptotic process; negative regulation of toll-like receptor 9 signaling pathway. The coding region runs from base 168 to 1994 and encodes 608 amino acids.